Molecule: messenger RNA, 1880 nt
Organism: Egretta garzetta (little egret)
Lineage: Eukaryota; Metazoa; Chordata; Aves; Pelecaniformes; Ardeidae
Gene: DCSTAMP
Product: dendrocyte expressed seven transmembrane protein
Exons: 4
Coding region: 147-1577 (476 amino acids)
Cellular component (GO): membrane
Source: RefSeq, a predicted model, not a curated record
UAACAGCACUCAAUUUGCCCAGUAAAGGACACUUUUGAUUACUUUCAAAUUCUGUCCAUAUUGUGCAAGUCUCCAGGCUCCUGGUCUAGAAGUACAGCUUUUGUUAAGGUUUGAGCUAUCGCAGUGUCAGCAACAAUCAGAAGAAAAUGCGAACAUUUGUCUCAAUAGCCCAGAAUGCCUGGGGAAUUUUUAUAUCCGAAAGGAAGCCUGGCUGGAAGUAUCUGAUGCAGCUUUUUGCAGUUUGCUCUGCAGUUGGCUUCCUCUCAAGCUUUCUCUUAUUUCUUGGCAUGCGCUUCUCCCUGGCACAACACCCUUUGGGUCCCUUAUUGUUUUCUGGAUUCAUCUGGAUCUUGCUUUCUAUCGCGCUCUCCUGUUUCAAGCACCUGCGCUGUUUUAGUGUCCUAUUCCUUCUUUCUUGCGGACUGCGAAAUGGCAGGAGUGCUCUUAUUACUGCUGGCACAGGCAUCGUGGUGGCCGGCAACAUCCAGAAUAUUUUUCACAACCUAAAGGUUCUGGCAGACAGUAUAACCUGUCAUUUGGAGUAUGAGCAAUUUGCCCUGAUAAAAUAUUACAUUGAGGCAGUAAAAUGGAUUUACGAGGCGGUCAAGCGUUCCACUGAACUAUCAAAAUAUAUAGUGUUCCUAAGGCAUGAAUUCACACCAUCUUAUUCAAUUUCAGAUGAUGCGUUGAAACAAGAGCUAAAUAGCACAAAGCAAGAAAUCCAGAGAGUUGCUAACCAGAUAUCUUUUAUGCUGACUAUACUGCCCUAUAUAGGCCAGAAAGUGUUGCCUGUAGUGGGGAUUUUUCUAGCUUCUUUUGGAACUGGCCUCUUUAUCAAAAAAUUUUUGGGCUCUCACAGUGCCAAAUUUAAGAAUACCUACAUCACUAAAGAGUUCAUUGCAUUUGAUGAGCACCAAAAGCAACAGCAAAAACCCUGCCUUCUGCCACUUAACAGAAAAGAAAGAAAAGAUUAUGUGACAAUCCCAUCUUUCUGCCUCACAAGGAAGGACAGAAAAAACAUGCAGUAUUUUUUUCUUCCUGUAAUUAUUCAUCUUUGCAUCUGGCUUCUGUUUGCUGCAGUAGAUUAUUUGUUUUAUUGGUUAAUUAUUUCUGUGAAUAAACAUCUCCAAGAAGUACCGGAUCUAAAGAUUCAACUCAGCGUCUUUCAGCAAAGGAAUGAGAACAGCUUUAUCAUUGGUAUGAGAGAGCAUAUUGCAAAGACUGAUCCUUUCAAGAUCUCUCUGUUUAAGCAUGACUGCAUCCCUCAGCCAGAGCUCACUCUCUCCACGACAUGGAUCCAUCUUGGAGUCAUCUUCUUCUUCUUAAUAAUUUCUGGGUUACUCUCUGGCUUCCUGACCCAACUUAAAAUACUCGUGUCAACUUCAUUUUAUCCUGACACUGAGAUGAAACGGAUACAGUAUUUGCAUGCAAAAUUACUCAAGAAAAGAGUAAAGCUACAAGAGAAAACAGGAAAGAACAUGUUUGCUAAAACGAUCAACUUUUGGUUUCCAAUACUCCAGGCAAGAGAGGUGAUGAAGAAGAAAGAAAGGAGUGUGGCAAAUGACAACAUCGUGUGAAAAAGUGAAUCUUUGAAUAAAGCUGAAGUACUCUAGCUCCACAGGGACCUGUGUUUUGCACCCAUCUUUCCUAUGGAAAUUAAAUUUUAAAAUUUAAAAAUAGAGUUAAUGGGAACAAGUGGAAAAGAAACCGUGGGAGAUAGUGUGCUCUCCACAGAGAGCUCUGGGUUGCAUUAAUACUUGUUUUUUAACUUGGCUUCUGCAUUGUCGAGUACUUUAGAAAGCCAUGGAGGGUAUGUUCUUCUGUGUAAAAGCAGUCAAACAGCUUGGAGUUUUUAGGACUACAGCACUGUCCUGGUUUCG